CAUCGUUUUGGAAUAUUCUUUGGUUAAAUGCUAUUUCCAUUUGAUUAACGGGAUGUUAAAAAGCUAAGAGGGAAAGUAAAGUUAAUUAAUAAAUUAAGACUAAAACAUAUAAACCAAAUGGUUUGGUUACGUGUGGUAGACAGAAAUCCUUUACAAUUUCCAUCCCGUUAGUAUUAUCUAUGUGCUGGCGUUUCAUUCAGUCAUUUCAGCACCACCACCAACAACGACAGCGACUAUUGCUCUGGGAGCUUGAAAAGUGUGCAGCCUGUAUUUCAUCUGGAUCUUAUUGGAAAAUCUACUCUAACAAAAGCACACAGUCCGUAUCAUAAGAAGAAAAUACAAUUUGUGUUAGUAUUGGAAAUGUUACUUUUCGUGCUCGCUUCAGACAGUUACUGCUGCUGCUGUAUUGAAAAUAUGGGCAUCCUCAUCUGAGGCGAUUUACAGGAGAUUUUCCAAAAACCCAUUAUCAGGAGAAAAAUAAGCAAGGGAGUCAGGAACGUGGCUUGGCAUGAUUUGUGAAAUAUAAUAAAGACAAAAAAACAAAAGAUUCUGAAAUCAUACCACCUGUUACAAAAAUAAGGGAUCAGUGUGUACAGUUGGACCAAACCCAGAAAUUAAAAUGGUCCUUUGCUACAAUCAAUGCCCAUGGAAACAUCAUGAUCCGUGUAUAGCUGUACUGAUAGAUGAAUAGGUUCCAAAACACUGGGUGAAAAAGUUACAGAUCAUCAUCCCUCACUGUGCCAUAGUAGCACAUGGAUUUCAGGACUGCCAGUGAGGAGACAAAGACUGGGGUUUUUUUGCUGCAGGAUGGUAAUCAGGAACCUUUCAACGUUCGACUGCACUUAGCUAAAGACAUUCUGACUAUACAGGAACAGGAUGUUAUAUGUGUGUCAGGAGAACCUUUCUAUUCCAAUGAAAGAACAGUGACAAUCAGAAGACAAACAAUUGGAGGAUUUGGGCUAAGUAUCAAGGGUGGAGCUGAACACAAUAUUCCAGUAGUCAUAUCCAAAAUUUCCAAAGAACAAAAAGCUGAACUUUCAGGACUGCUGUUCAUUGGAGAUGGAAUCCUUCAGAUAAAUGGAAUAAAUGUGAGAACCUACCGACAUGAAGAACUAGUUCAAGUCUUGCGGAAUGCAGGAGAGGAAGUAACCCUUACAGUUUCUUUUCUGAAAAAAACACCGGCUUUCCUUAAACUGCCUCUCAGUGAAGAUUGUGCCUGUGUUCCCAGUGACCAAAGCAGUGGGACAUCUUCACCUCUCUGUGACAGCGGGUUGCAUCUUAACUACCACCCAAACAACACGGACACACUGUCUUGCUCAUCAUGGCCUACAUCACCAGGCUUUAGGUGGGAGAAGAGAUGGGUUGAUUUGAGGUUAAUCCCCCUGCUUCAUUCACGCCUGUCACAGUAUAUACCAGGUUCAGACAUUUGCAGGCAAAAUGCAUUUCAAGUAAUUGCAGUGGAUGGGGUAUGCAGUGGGAUAAUACAGUGCCUGACUGCAGAAGACUGCUUUGACUGGCUACAAGCAAUAGCAACUAAUAUUUCCAGUCUCACAAAGCACAAUAUAAAGAAGAUCAACAGAAACUUUCCAGUAAACCAACAGAUAAUCUACAUGGGCUGGGUAGAUGAGCGUGAACAAGACUCUGUCCAGGAUAGAAUGUACACACCAAAGUUCCUUGCCUUGAGGGGUUCCUCACUAUUCAAAUUCACAGCACCUCCAGUAACAACAUGGGACUGGACCAAAGCUGAAAAGACCUUCACUAUGUAUGAAAUUAUGUGCAAAAUUUUAAAGGACAGUGAGCUUCUGGACCAGCGGAAACACUGCUUCAGUGUUCAGACUGAAAGCGGCGAGGAUAUGUUCUUCAGUGUGGAGUUGGAUAGUGAAUUAUCUAUCUGGGAAAAAACCUUCCAGAUAGCAACCUUUCUCGAAGUUGAAAGGAUACAGUGCAAAACAUAUGCUUGUAUAAUGGAAAGUCACCUUAUGGGGCUCACAAUAGACUUCAGCAUGGGAUUUGUGUGCUUUGAUGCAGCAUCAAAGGCUGUGCUUUGGAGAUACAAGUUUUCCCAACUUAAAGGUUCCUCAGAUGAUGGAAAGAGCAAGAUUAAAUUCCUGUUCCAAAAUCCGGACACCAAACACAUUGAAGCCAAGGAACUGGAGUUUUCAAAUCUCUUUGCAGUGCUGCACUGUAUUCAUUCUUUCUUCGCUGCCAAAGUUGCUUGUCUGGACCCUCUCUAUGUGGGCAGUCAGGGUGCUGCUGCUGCUGUCACCAAUACUGCUUGUGUUGCUGCUACAGGGAAGAUAAACUACUCUACCUGACAGCCCCUGCACGGUGCAGUGCAUUACUGUCUCACAGUACAUGAAUAUUCAUCGUAUCCUAUAUAGCCUAGAGGGAGCUGAUCACAGAAGCCAAUUCAGGAACAUCUCAGCGGGGGACAAAGUGAUCAUCAAUUUUUGUUUUCUGCAAGAAAAUAGAGAAUAAUCCAAGCUCAAACUGGAGAUUGCAUAUACUUACCUUUAGUGUGAUUUAUGAGCACUAUUUUUUUAAUACUGUAUAAAAUAAAAGGUCAUUCAAGAAGUGUCACAAUCAACACAGCACAUACAGUUCUAUGACUCAUUUUAAACAACUAGACAUAGAUCAGAUUUGUGGACUGCCACUGUCCCUAUUAUGUUGUAGGCUCCACAGAUUACAGUGGGCUCAAGAUUUUCUUUACCUCAAGCCCCUGGAGGAUUACAGUGUGGCAGAUAUAAAGUAUGAACAAGAUAUGUCUUGUUGUCUGUUAGUUUACACACAGAACAUGCAAAAUCACAAUAGAAGGCUUCGGUUUAUUUUGACAUUAGUGUAGACUGCUCUAGAUAUCACUUUAUAUAUCCGGAGGCAUGGGAAUGUGCAAUAGGGUAUUUUUAAAGCUAUCUUUUUUUUGUAUGUGCUUUAUUUAAAAAGAUGCAGUCCAGAAAAUGUAGAGCCAACUCUAAAGAUAAUCUAUUACUCAUAAUCACAAGGAAUGCAGGGGUGUUGGGGGUUUAGGUUUUCAUCCAUUGUGUUUGAUAGAGAUGCAUUACAUUUUGAAUUUGCAAACACAAAACAGUUAAGUUAAUUUUAUUUAUGUUAAAAUUAAUUAUGUAUAUAUUUAAAGAAAUUAUAGGCACUGUUCGCAGAGAUGUGUGGACCAGAUAAAAAGUUAACAUCAUGAAUUAAGGGCAGUCCCAUUUGGAUUUUUUUUUUCUUUUUUUUUGGAAUCGUUGCAUAUCGUAUUUAUAAAAGGGCCUAAACAUUUGACAUGAGGUGUAAUCAGAGAAAAUAAAAUAAUAUAGUUCAAAAGGCUUAAUUAGUUUCAGUAUCUUUUACAAAAAUAAGUCAUGCAAGAAAUGGACAGGGACAUACCCAAAAUGGGUCUACAGAGUCAAAACAGUUAGAUAUUGUAGUCACAAAGCAAUUUCCAGUGGUCUGUUCAGUUCCUCGUUCAGGUCUUGGGUGUUGGUGUCCUAAUUAAGGUUCUACAGUAGUGACAUGAAUACAUUAUUUUACAGAUAUUAAAUAUCCCAGAAGAUUAUUUUUUAACACUAUAACAGUAGCCUAAAUGAAUUGUAAAAUGAAAUCACUUGUAUGUUUAUUUUAACAUACAUAAUAAAUAGUGUUGUUUCUUUUGUAAAUAUAAGUAGAUUGCGCAUGUUUAUUGUUUACACAAAAUAAAAGGUUUAAACAAUUCACUUAAAAAAACUUACAAAACAAAACCUACCUCAAUACCGAGGACUAACUAAACACGAAAAUGCCCUGGCUAAGACGGGACAGCUAAGCUGUUUACCCGAAGAAUAUUGUGUUCAGUUCUGGUCACCUCGUUACAAAAAGGAUAUUGCUGCUCUAGAAAGAGUGCAAAGAAGAGCGACCAGAAUUAUCCCGGGUUUAAAAGGCAUGUUGUAUGCAGACAGGCUCAAAGAAUUGAAUCUGUUCAGUUUUAAACAAAGAAGACUACGAGGCGAUCUGAUUCAAGCAUUCAGAAUUCUAAAAGAUAUUGACAAUGUCGACCCAGGGGACUUUUUCGACCUGAAAAAAGAAACAAGGACCAGGGGUCACAAAUGGAGAUUAGAUAAAGGGGCAUUCAGAACAGAAAAUAGGAGGCACUUUUUAUACAGAGAAUUGUGAGGGUCUGGAACCAACUCACCAGUAAUGUUGUUGUUGAAGCGGACACCCUGGGAUCCUUCAAGAAGUUGCUUGAUGAGAUACUGUGAUCAAUAAGCUACCAACAACCAAACUAGCAAGAUGGGCCGAAUGGCCUCCUCUCGUUUGUAAACUUUCUUAUGUUCUAAAACACUCUCCUUUAUUAGCAGUACUUUCAAAUACCCACUCGGAUGCACGUACACAGCCGCCAUGAACUCCUUAUCUUUCCCACCCUGAACAAUGCUACACCCAUGGUUUUACUAUGAUUAAUUACAAAUUAUUAAUUUACGACUAGAACAGGUGAGCUCUAUUACCUUUCAAACCGUAAUAAACAUAUUAACAUUUUAGUAUCAAAUUGACCUCUAGUGGUCAUCCUUGUAACUACACCAUACAAACCCAACACCAUGGUCAACAUGGGAGAAUGUUAUGCCCUUUUCAUACGGAGACUAAUAUAUUCCCCGUUCACCACUCUCCCAAUAAUAUAUAUAUAUAUAUUAUACACACACACACACACACACACAAUUUGUUGCAUAUGUAAAGAACAAAUUUAUAGCGCACACAAAAUAUUAAUAUUAAAUAGAUUCUUUAUUAUAUUUUUAAAAAGACAUACCAAUCUACCGGUUUCGGCACAAAUGUGCCUUCAUCAGGAAAGCACAUAAAAUUCACUCAGGAGUUAUAUAUUAGUUCCAAUUAACAAGUCAGAACCAGUUUUUCAAACAGCAACAAUCACAUUAAUUAACGCAUAUACAAACAUUUAUCAAUCAUCCAUAAUUAAUCACAAAUUAUCAGCUCCCGGUCAUCAAUACAAUUUCAUAAUGAAACCACUGUGGGGAUGACAAAACGAAUCAGAGUUACCAGUAUUACCACACACGGCACAAUUGCCACAUUUGUUAUUCUCUUUGGGCUGACCGCCAAGCCAUGUACUUUGUGAUACUGUUUUUAAAUCACUAUGAACCAACUGAUCUCUUAGAUUAGGAGCUCGUCUAAACACUAUUCUUUGGAGGAGUCUCCACAAAUUGUUUUAAAGUGUAAUCACGCUGUAAUACAUUCCAAUGUUUUAAUAAUUCUCCUCACAUCUUCAGCUUGUGUUGGAAAACAAGUCAUACAAAUUGGUGUCUCCUCAAUUUGUUUAACAUUUAAAUCAGAAUUAAGAAACUGAGAUCUUGGUUUAAUAGCUGCAUGUUUAAUUGCUCUAUUUAUGUUAGGAACAUCAUAACCACGUUCACAUUUUUUUUAUUAUUAUUAUUUCAACUUGUUUUUCAUAUUCUUUAUCCUCAUCACAAUUAUGUCUCAAUCUCACAAAUUGGCUGUAUGGAAUACUGUUAAUCAAAUGUCUAGGAUGGAAACUCGAAGCUCUCAAUAAAAUGUAUUUCUAUCAGUUCCCUUCCUAUAGAUUGAUGUAUAUAAUAAACCUGAAUCAUCUUUAUAAACAUCUAAAUCCAAUAAAUGUAUAUGUGUUUCAUUAAAAUCCAUAGUAAACUUUAGGCUUGCAUCUCUACUGUUCAUAUAGGUAUAGAAUUUAUUAAGCUCAAGCUCCGUCCCAUCCCAUAUCAUUAAUAUAUCGUCUAUAAAUCAUUUCCAUACAACAAUGUGAUUAACAAAAGGAUUCUUAUUGAUGUCAUAAAUGGUCUCCUCCUCCCAUUUAUCAACAAACAGAUUGGCAAAAUGUGGAGCAAAUGGGGAUCCCAUAGCUGUUCCCUUUACUUGUUGAUAGAAUUGAUUUUCAAAAGUAAAAUUAUGAUUUUGUAAAAUGAAUUUAGCCAAAUCCAAUAAA
Molecule: messenger RNA, 5929 nt
Organism: Acipenser ruthenus (sterlet)
Lineage: Eukaryota; Metazoa; Chordata; Actinopteri; Acipenseriformes; Acipenseridae
Product: gamma-1-syntrophin
Exons: 19
Coding region: 753-2315 (520 amino acids)
Cellular component (GO): dystrophin-associated glycoprotein complex; intracellular anatomical structure
Molecular function (GO): structural molecule activity; protein binding
Source: RefSeq, a predicted model, not a curated record